UUGGAUAAAGUGACCGCUGUGGUCGUUAUGGCUGAUAAGCCAAGAGCUGACAGACCCUGAAACAGUGCUUGUUUCCAAAAGUGUUGAUCGAUGAAGGCUUUGAGUUUGAGUGCCAUAAACACCUCAAAUCCAUGUCUUCCCCAAACCCAUUUCCUCAAAGUCCCUAUCUUUCACCCCUUCUUCAGAUUCAAGCCAUUCUCAAAUUCAAGCCAUGGUGCAAAGAGAGCUCACACUCUUCCACUCACCAUCAGCUGCAAGCUGAAAAACUCUCAAGAAAUGAAAAACAAAGGGAAGAGUGUGUCACAGAAGAUUGUGUUAUCAGAGGCUUCCCCUCCACCACUCACAGAGGAUGAUAAGAACAAUGGUGAUAGCAAGGAUGUUCCAGAGAGCUCAAAGAAGAAGGGAGGGCUUUCUGGGGUGGCCAAUAUGUUGAGAAGGAAGACUUUGCAGAUUCUCUCUAAUUUGCCAUUGGCUAUUGGGGAAAUGUUUGCUGUUGCUUCUUUAAUGGCUUUAGGCACAUUUAUUGAUCAAGGUGAAGCCCCUGACUUUUAUUUCCAGAAAUACCCUGAAGAUCAUCCCGUGUUUGGAUUUUUUACUUGGAGAUGGGUUCUCACCCUUGGUUUUGAUCACAUGUUUACAUCCCCUAUAUUUCUUGGAGUGUUGGCUCUCCUUGGUGCAUCCCUCAUGGCCUGCACUUACACAACUCAACUCCCCCUCAUCAAGGUUUCAAGAAGAUGGUCAUUUUUGCACUCUGCUGAGGCCAUACGUAAGCAAGAAUUUUCAGAAUCAUUGCCAAGAGCAUCAAUCCAAGAUGUUGGUACUAUAUUGAUGGGAGCUGGAUACGAGGUAUUCUUGAAAGGACCAUCUUUAUAUGCUUUUCAAGGGCUUGCGGGUCGGCUGGCCCCUGUUGGAGUCCAUAUAGCAUUGCUACUGAUAAUGGCUGGAGGAACUCUUAGUGCUACUGGGAGCUUCAGAGGUUCAGUCACUGUGCCCCAGGGGCUGAAUUUUGUUGUAGGUGAUGUUCUGGCUCCUUUUGGCUUUCUGUCCUCUCCAACCGAUGCUUUUAAUACAGAGAUUCAUGUCAACAAAUUCUCCAUGGAUUAUUAUGAGAGUGGAGAGGUUUCACAGUUCCACACCGAUCUUUCCCUUCGUAACAUGGAUGGGAAAGAAGUAAUGAGGAAGACAAUCAGUGUAAAUGAUCCUUUAAGAUACGGUGGUAUCACCAUAUAUCAGACAGAUUGGAGUAUUUCCGCUCUGCAAAUUCUUAAGGAUAAUGAAGGACCUUAUAACUUAGCUAUGGCACCUCUACAGAUAAAUGGAGAUAAGAAACUUUUUGGUACUUUUCUACCGGUUGGAGAUAUUAACUCUCCUGACGUUAAGGGAAUAUCUAUGCUUGCUCGUGAUCUGCAGUCAAUUGUCCUUUAUGACAAGGAAGGAAAAUUUGCAGGAGUUAGACGGCCUAAUUCAAAGCUCCCAAUCAAUAUUGAUGGCUCAGAAAUUGUCAUUGUUGAUGCAAUAGGAAGUAGUGGCUUGGAAUUGAAGACUGAUCCAGGUGUGCCAGUUGUAUAUGCUGGAUUUGGUGCUCUAAUGAUCACUACUUGCAUCAGCUAUUUGUCUCAUUCACAGAUAUGGGCUUUACAAGAUGGGACAACAGUCUUCGUUGGAGGGAAGACUAACAGGGCAAAGAUGGAAUUUCCAGAGGAGAUGAGCCGCUUACUUGAUAAGGUCCCUGAAAUAGUUGAAUCAAAUCUACCUAAGCAUGCUGAUAGCAUUAGUGGUUAGCUUAUGGCUUUUGACAAAUCAAGAUAGGUAAAGAAGACACUUCAAUUGGAUGAUAGCAACUUAUAUGGAUUAUGAUUCAAUUUGGAUACACUUAUCCAUUAGCACCUAUAGAAGAGAUAAAAAAAAAAUUAAAUGAAUCAAACUUCUCAAAUAAAUUAAAAUCACCUUAUGCAUCUCAAAUUCUUUGGAAGUUUUUUCAUUUAACUUUUGCAAAAGCUGAGAUGUAUAACUUGGUUUUAACUUAAAGGAUAAAUUUGAAUUUUUAUCUCCUUAUUUCUUCUUUAUAAGUGCUUAUUGAAAAGUUUAUUCAACUUAUGUGAUAAAGUACUUUGGCAUACAAAUACAAAUUGAACUUCAUCAUUGAAGUGUCCAGCAGUUGUCUUGCUGGUUGAUCAUCAGGGAAUUUACAAAUGCUCGAAGGAUGCCUACAAGAAGUAUAUCAAGAAAACUUUUGCAGCUCAUAUUAUUUGACAUUAUCUAGAUACACUGAGUUCAACAUACAUGUAUAUUUCCUGUAUUUUUUUAGUAAUGGGGCCAAAUUAAUCAAAACUCGUAUGCCUUGUGUUAUUUUGGCCCCUCGUUUAAAUAAUUGGAAAGUGUAUCAGGUCGAAUAUGAAUUUGAUGCGUCCAUAAUGUACAGGUUGCUAUUGCAACUGCAUUAAGAUGAA
This is a messenger RNA of Glycine soja, 2450 nucleotides long. RefSeq names its product cytochrome c biogenesis protein CCS1, chloroplastic. The coding region runs from base 91 to 1782 and encodes 563 amino acids. The record is from RefSeq and is a predicted model, not a curated record. Lineage: Eukaryota; Viridiplantae; Streptophyta; Magnoliopsida; Fabales; Fabaceae. The transcript has 8 exons.